Molecule: messenger RNA, 654 nt
Organism: Cooperia oncophora
Lineage: Eukaryota; Metazoa; Nematoda; Chromadorea; Rhabditida; Trichostrongylidae
Source: the annotation of a GenBank genome assembly
AUGAUGACUUACUUGAUAUUAAUGGCAAGAGAUAAUGGAAGUAUGCAUCGAAAAGAGUACCUUGAUGAAGCUGACGAUAUCAUAAGUAGUGUCCAGAAUAUAACAAUGAAAUAUGGAGAACGUCGUUUGAUCUAUCGUCAAAUGUGCGAACCACAUUGUUUUGGGGAUGAAAUUUUCAAACAAUUCAAGAGAGCUUUCGAUAUUUCCUAUCGGGGAGCCCUGGAAUUUGGCAUUGAUAGUGUCUUUUUUGAUUUGUCCUAUCCAUUCGGACACAUCAUGACUGAUCGAGUUCCAUUUGAUCGAUGCCUCUAUGGAGUUCGUUUGAAAGAUUCAAAUGCUUCACAACAGAGCUCGUUCUUUUUCGGCCUCCUAUCAUUUAUUGAUAGGAAUCAGUCAAUAGAAACGCAAAUCACUAAUAUGGAGUACGUUAAACUGAUCGUCUUAUCACUCUAUGGGAACUUGGAAACAACAAAACAAGCCAUUGAAUACUCGUUGUGGGAACUGGGAGCAUAUGAAUAUAGUGGCAAAUACAAUCAAGAAUUUUACAAAAACAACACAUUGGUAGAAUUCCUUGUUUUCGGCAAUGAAAUACUCAAUAUGGAAAUCAACAAGGCGAACACCAAGCUUUCCCCGUAUUUCGGUGGAGGUAUGUAA